AUGGCGCCCGCAGCAACCGGAGGCAAGAAGCAAAAGAAGAAGUGGUCCAAGGGCAAGGUCAAGGACAAGGCCCAGCACGCCGUCGUCCUCGACAAGGCCACCAACGACAAGCUUCAGAAGGAUGUCCAGUCCUACCGUCUGAUCACUGUCGCCACCCUUGUCGAUCGUCUCAAGAUCAACGGCAGCCUUGCCCGCCAGGCUCUCAACGACCUUGAGGCCAACGGCCAGAUCAAGAAGGUCGUUGGACACUCCAGCCUGAGCAUCUACACCCGUGCCGUCACCGCCGAGUAA
Penicillium olsonii is the source of this 291-nucleotide messenger RNA. The record is from the annotation of a GenBank genome assembly. NCBI's taxonomy places the organism in Eukaryota, Fungi, Ascomycota, Eurotiomycetes, Eurotiales, Aspergillaceae.